AUGGACAAGCUUGCCUCGAAGCUCGGUGGUGGACACAAGCACGGUGCUGGUGGUGUCCAGAAUGAGGACUACGUCGACAGGGGUCUUGACUCCCUCGAGAACAAGUACGGCCACGGCAAGAUCGACCCCCAUAACCCGAAGGUGCGACAGACGAAUGAACGCAUCACUGAUUCCGCGAGGAACAAGUUCGAGAGUGCGACUGGGAAACAUGUGCCCUCCAAGAUCUCGAACUAG
Aspergillus pseudonomiae is the source of this 234-nucleotide messenger RNA. RefSeq lists its product as uncharacterized. The coding region runs from base 1 to 234 and encodes 77 amino acids. NCBI's taxonomy places the organism in Eukaryota, Fungi, Ascomycota, Eurotiomycetes, Eurotiales, Aspergillaceae. The record is from RefSeq and is a predicted model, not a curated record. The transcript has 3 exons.